AUGGCGUCUUUGCAUUCUAUUAAACUCUUGCUUAUAGGCCUUCUUGUCCCACUUGGACAGGUCUUAGCAACACCUUCUGGUUUCCCAGAAGGCGGGUUCAACUUUACCGACGAGGCACCAGCGUUGUUCGCAAGGCAGUUCACGGGUUAUGACCACUGCAAUCCUGCCCAGACAAACAAAAUCCACCAGGCUCUUCAAGAUGCGGCUGUUAUGGCACGACAGCACACCAGGAACCGGGGAGCCCAGACGUAUCAGUCGUCUCCGGCUUACAACAACUACUUCCAACCCAAUGAGUUUAGUGUCGUGAACGCUAUGUUGAAUGCCAUCGGACAGCAGUGGCAAGCACCGCCUCCAGGCAAGCCCGGAGCAGGCUCCCCAGUCCAGCUGCGCCAAUUCACCACGCACAUUACUUGCGAAGACAGCCCUGUAUGCAGGGACGCUAGCCGAGGGACCAGUUCCUACGUCGUCACCGAUAUCAAACAAGCCGCCAGGAACUUCGUCCCAUCAAUGCGUUUCUGUCCACUAUUCUUCAACCCCAAUGAGCCACGUACCAAGAACAACCUAGACUCUCUACCUUACGUGCAAAACCCCAAUCGUCGCCAGAAGAGUUGGUGCAAGCCAGGAAACAAAUUCCGCGACUUCGAAGUCGCGGGCACCACCGUACUCCACGAACUCACGCAUUUAUACGAGGCUGGGGACCGUGCCGGUCUCGCAUCUCAUCCCGAUGGCGUAGGUGGCCAAACUAAGGGUACUGAAGAUGUCUAUGGUACCGGUCAUUAUUCGACUGAUCCCCAGACGGCGGCGCGCCAGCUUCACACGGAUUGGGUCAACGCGAUUAAAGCUAAGAAACCACAGAAAGAUCGGCCGCAUGUGCCUUCGAAUCUCAAUGCGGAGAGCUAUGCUGCUUCGGCGACGGAGUGGUGGUUUAUGUCUCAAUGCAACCUCAACAGCAUUGCUUAGAAUGUUUUAUCAGUCGCUCAUUUUCGUUGGUAUUAGACAGUGAUAUAUCUGGGAUAGAGGCAUUCAAAUCAUGUAUUCAACAUAUAUGAAGAUGCCAUAUAGAAGGAGGAAACGGAUGGUAGAGAUAGAGAUAGAAUUGAUUGAAUUUGUUCAUGAGUAAGCAAAUCAGAGUCGGAGUCUCCUAUUUUGGUAUGUCCUAGC
Messenger RNA from Hypoxylon trugodes, 1161 nucleotides. RefSeq lists its product as uncharacterized. Lineage: Eukaryota; Fungi; Ascomycota; Sordariomycetes; Xylariales; Hypoxylaceae. Bases 1 to 960 code for a protein of 319 amino acids. The record is from RefSeq and is a predicted model, not a curated record. Gene Ontology annotation, molecular function: metallopeptidase activity. The transcript is spliced from 3 exons.